CCUCCUAAAUUUUUUUCACCCUCUAUACACAAUCUUGAAAUCUAUAGUAACUUCUAUAAUUCCUUUCCAUAUCGAUCCUUUUUUCGAGUAUAAGAACAUUGUGAACUAUAUUUCUCAUGGAGAGAGCAAGAUCAUUCUUACAAUCUCCAACUUACGGAAAUGUCAUCACUGUUCUUAGUAUUGAUGGUGGUGGCAUAAGAGGCAUUAUUCCCGGAAUUAUCCUUAGCUGCUUAGAGGCUGAGCUUCAGAAACUAGACGGCGAGGAUGCAAGACUUGCGGACUAUUUUGAUGUCAUCGCGGGAACGAGUACAGGUGGGCUUGUCACUGCCAUGCUUACUGCUCCAAACGAAGACACCCGUCCGCGCUUUGCUGCCAAGGAUAUCAAGGAUUUCUACCUUCAACACUGCCCAAAAAUCUUCCCUCAAGAAAGCUUUCCACUUGCUGGGGCAGCAGAGACGCUUAAAGCUAUGAUGGGACCAAAAUAUGAUGGCAAGUAUUUGCACAAUUUACUCAGAGAAAAAUUAGGAGACUUGCGGUUGCACCAGACACUGACCAACGUUGUAAUCCCAACCUUUGAUAUCAAGCGCCUCCAGCCAACUAUCUUCUCAAGUUAUGAGGUGAAAAAGAACCCCAGUCUUGAUGCGUUACUCUCAGAUAUAUGCACGGGAACUUCAGCAGCCCCAACCUAUCUUCCGGCCCAUCGUUUCGAAACCUCAGACUCAAGCGGCCAAGUGAGAGAGUUCCAUCUCAUUGAUGGUGGUGUCGCCGCUAACAAUCCGGCUUUGGUGGCUAUAAAUGAAGUGUCAAAGGAAAUCCACCAAGGGAAUAAUGAUUUCUUCCCAAUUAAGCCGACGGAUUACGGUCGUUUUCUGGUUAUAUCGUUAGGAACAGGUUCACCAAAAGCUGAUGAGAAGUACGAUGCAAAAGAAGCAGCAAAGUGGGGUGUUUUGGGAUGGUUGAACAGCCACAAUUCCUCGCCUUUGGUGGAUAUAUUCACUCAAGCAAGCAGUGACUUGGUUGAUUUCUUCCUUUCUACCGUAUUUCAGGCUUUGCACUCAGAGAAAAAUUACCUUCGUAUUCAGGAUGAUACACUGAGUGAAAAGGUAUCUUCUGUGGAUAUUGCGACCAAGGAAAACCUGAAUGAACUUGUGAAAGUUGGAGAGGCGCUGUUGAAGAAACCGGUUUCGAGGGUGAAUUUGGAGACCGGUGUUUGUGAGCCUUCUCAUCAUCAUGUUACAAAUGAAGAAGCUCUCAUAAGGGUUGCGGGAAUACUUUCUCGGGAGAGAAAGGCUCGUGAAGCUAGAUCACCUAUCGGAAAGCUCGCAGCAGCUAAUUUAAAGUGAUGUAUUGGAUAUUUGGAUGCUGAUCAACUGAUCAAACAGAUUAUCGCCUAAUCAUUCCAGCUAAUUAUAAUAAUUCAUGUUCAGUAAUAAAACCAUCAUACAUAACACAUGUUUCAUGGAGUUCAAUGAUUAUUGUGAUUUGUAAUACGUCCAGUGGUACUAAUAGUUUAUAAUACUUAGCUUAAGCCUGUAUAAUUUUUUUUUGUUACUUUCUUAUUUUAUAAUUCAUC
Morus notabilis is the source of this 1573-nucleotide messenger RNA. Its product is annotated as patatin-like protein 2. Gene Ontology annotation, biological process: lipid metabolic process. The transcript has 7 exons. The record is from RefSeq and is a predicted model, not a curated record. Gene Ontology annotation, molecular function: glycerophospholipase activity; monoacylglycerol lipase activity. Lineage: Eukaryota; Viridiplantae; Streptophyta; Magnoliopsida; Rosales; Moraceae. Bases 117 to 1343 code for a protein of 408 amino acids.